Molecule: messenger RNA, 934 nt
Organism: Phoenix dactylifera (date palm)
Lineage: Eukaryota; Viridiplantae; Streptophyta; Magnoliopsida; Arecales; Arecaceae
Product: peptidyl-prolyl cis-trans isomerase
Biological process (GO): protein folding; protein peptidyl-prolyl isomerization
Cellular component (GO): cytoplasm
Molecular function (GO): cyclosporin A binding; peptidyl-prolyl cis-trans isomerase activity
Source: RefSeq, a predicted model, not a curated record
CCAUUCUGGAUCACGCCAGCGCCGGAGAGAAGCCCUCGGAACCCUUGAAACCCUAACCCCAGAUUUCUUUCUGAUCGAUCGGCGAUGGCUCAGAACCCUAAGGUCUUCUUCGACAUGGCGGUCGGCGGUGUGCCGGCCGGCCGGAUCGUGAUGGAGCUGUUUGCGGACGUGGUCCCCCGCACGGCGGAGAACUUCCGGGCGCUGUGCACCGGCGAGAAGGGCACCGGGAGGUCCGGCAAGCCGCUGCACUACAAGGGGUCGUCGUUCCACAGGGUGAUCCCGGGGUUCAUGUGCCAGGGCGGCGACUUCACCGCCGGGAACGGCACCGGCGGGGAGUCGAUCUACGGGUCGAAGUUCGAGGACGAGAACUUCGUCAAGAAGCACACCGGGCCCGGGGUGCUGUCGAUGGCAAACGCGGGGCGCAACACGAACGGGUCCCAGUUCUUCAUCUGCACCGCCACCACCUCGUGGCUCGACGGGAAGCACGUCGUCUUCGGGCAGGUGGUGGAGGGGCUGGAGGUCGUCAGGGCCAUCGAGAAGGUCGGAUCCCAGAGCGGGAGGACCUCCAAGCCCGUCACCAUCGCCGACUGCGGCCAGCUCGCUUAGAUCGAUCCAUCGAUCUCCCCCUAAAUCCCCCUCACCCCUUCUGCUCAUCGUGCCAGUUGAAAUAAUCUGCUGAUCGGUUCGUCGUCGUUCCCCUUCUUCGUUGGAUCGCGUUUGAUGUCGUCAUCUUAUCUUUGAUGUCUUGGAGUUCUUAUGUCAUGAUCUGUGUGUUUUGGUGGUGUUUUCUUCUUUCGCCGCCCUAUCUUUUUUUACCUCUCUUGUAUUUUAUGGUUUAUCGUGUCUGCUUGUGGGGGAAGAGAGCUUUAUCUGUAAGACUCUUUUUUACCUGAGUACCAACGGUAAUAAAGUUAUCCUUUUACAAGAGGAUCGU